Molecule: messenger RNA, 906 nt
Organism: Fusarium tjaetaba
Lineage: Eukaryota; Fungi; Ascomycota; Sordariomycetes; Hypocreales; Nectriaceae
Exons: 8
Source: RefSeq, a predicted model, not a curated record
AUGGGCACCGCUCGCAUAGGUCCACCGCAGCUAUGGCCGGCCAACGCUCACUGUCACAACACGACCUGGCGUGAGAAUUNNGCGCACCGGACCCAGCAGAGGCUCGACGCAUGGUGCCUUCCCGGGUCUUCGGAAUUCGGUGAUAUUGCUGAGUGUCAGCUGCGGGGUGACAGAGACCGCUUCUCAGGCGGAUCUCGAACCUCACUCUCCAACGUCAAAUGCUCUCUUCUGUAUUCCUCAACUCUUCAGAAUCCUGGUUCCUUUGAAUCCGAGCAAGUCAGCGUCACUCCUGUUGACAGCCCUCGAAGACUAUCACAGCUCAUGCCCGCUUCCAAACCGGCAGACCGCCUCUCAGGCGGAUCUCCCUCCUCCCUUCCUCCCCUUCCAUUCUCCUAUUCACCUGCUGUACUUUCCCCUAAAUUUGCGAGACACAACACGCUUCGUGUUCUCGAUUCAACGCGUCGCCAUGAUUCACCAACUCUCUACCUCCCCGCUCCUGGUCCCCCAACCCAGAGGCCUCGACUAGGGCGCCAAUGGACCUUCUUCAACAAGAAGAUCGAGGCCUUCAAGGCUCAGUCAAGAGGGCGACUACUGCUCUUCAAUUCAGCCCGCAAGCGGGGCCCCAAGGCCAAGAAGGGCGGAUCUGAUGAGGAACCGUCCGCUCUUAAGCUCCAAGAGCAUGCCAUCUCUGAUGCAGAAAGACGAUAUUCCCAGCCUGAAUACAGUUCUUACCCCUACAACAACCCUUAUCAAGCUGGCCAAGACAGUGUUGAGCCCGCCACUCAGGUCGUGACGAACCAGGCACAGCCAGCGCCUAUAGACAGUUUUAUGCCUAUGAACGUGUUCGCUCAACCUAUCACCACCCUGGCGGAACAUUCCCACAUUACUCGACUCGUCGAAGGAACU